Molecule: messenger RNA, 1194 nt
Organism: Trichechus manatus latirostris (Florida manatee)
Lineage: Eukaryota; Metazoa; Chordata; Mammalia; Sirenia; Trichechidae
Gene: TBX10
Product: T-box transcription factor 10
Exons: 8
Coding region: 1-1194 (397 amino acids)
Biological process (GO): positive regulation of DNA-templated transcription; regulation of transcription by RNA polymerase II; cell fate specification
Cellular component (GO): nucleus
Molecular function (GO): DNA-binding transcription factor activity, RNA polymerase II-specific; RNA polymerase II cis-regulatory region sequence-specific DNA binding
Source: RefSeq, a predicted model, not a curated record
AUGAGCAAGCGACAGAAGAGACAGCUCAUUGAAGACACUUCGGCCUUCCUCUCUGCCGGCCUCGGUGUACUCACCCCCUCAGAAACCUGCACCCUGUCUGUGGCCAGCUCUAGCUGGGACCCCCGGCUGGGCCCGCCCUUCCCGCCAGGCCCUUGCACCGGCUCCCCCGGGGCCCCAGCCACAGCCGAGCCCACGGGCCAGGGCCCCAAGAACCCUCGCGUGUCCAACGUGACGGUGCAGCUAGAGAUGAAGGCCCUGUGGGAGGAGUUCCACCAGCUGGGCACAGAGAUGAUUGUCACCAAGGCGGGCAGGAGGAUGUUCCCCACCUUCCAAGUGAAGAUCCUGGGCAUGGACACGCUGGCGGACUACGCCCUGCUCAUGGACUUUGUCCCCCUGGAUGACAAGAGAUACAGGUAUGCCUUCCACAGCUCAGCCUGGCUCGUGGCUGGCAAGGCAGACCCGGCCACACCGGGCCGCGUGCACUUCCACCCCGACUCGCCGGCCAAGGGCGCACAGUGGAUGCGCCAGAUUGUGUCCUUUGACAAGCUCAAGUUGACCAACAACCUGCUGGACGACAAUGGCCACAUCAUCCUCAACUCCAUGCACCGAUACCAGCCCCGCUUCCACGUGGUCUUUGUGGACCCACGCAAGGACAGCGAGCGCUACGCCCAGGAGAACUUCAAGUCCUUCGUCUUCACGGAGACCCAGUUCACGGCCGUGACGGCGUACCAGAACCACCGGAUCACCCAGCUGAAAAUCGCCAGCAAUCCUUUUGCCAAGGGCUUUAGAGAGAGUGACCCAGACUCCUGGCCUGUGUCCCCACGACCCCUGCUCAGCGUCCCGGCCCGGAGUCAAAGCAGCCUCAGUCCCUACCCGCCGAAGGGCCCCACAGAGCAGGAGAAAGACCCCAACAUAGCUCCAGCCUCCACCUCAAGGACCCCUGCCCGGCUCCACCAUCAGCUGCUGGCCCCUCCCGAGACCCUUCUGGCCCCAGGCACCUACCGGCCCCUCAACUACCAAAGCCUGUACCCUGGGGCCCCAAGGCCCCUUGGGGUCCCAAGGGCCCGAUCAGCACCGUACCCCCUCCCCAACAUCCGGGCUGACAGGGAUCAAGGGGGCCUGCCCCUCGCAGGAGGGCUGGGGCUCCUGUCCCCCACCGCUGUGUGCCUAGGACCUGGCAAGGACCCACAGUGA